This is a messenger RNA of Drosophila grimshawi, 290 nucleotides long. RefSeq lists its product as uncharacterized. Bases 1 to 240 code for a protein of 79 amino acids. The record is from RefSeq and is a predicted model, not a curated record. NCBI's taxonomy places the organism in Eukaryota, Metazoa, Arthropoda, Insecta, Diptera, Drosophilidae. The transcript has a single exon.
AUGCUUGGCGAAAACAUUCGACGUGAAAAUACGGUUGUAUUUUCCGAGAAGCGCUCAUUCACGGGUGCUGUUGUCAACCUGAAAAAACUCUUCAAGACUGUUAAGCGCAUCUUUACUCACUCGAAACCUGCGAACAUGGCACCGGCUGAGAUCGAUGGCGAAUCGUCGUUUGCUUCAGAAGAGGACCUUCAAAAUUGGCUAAACGAACAACUUGAAGCCAAGGCAAUGGCGCUUCACUAAUUGGAACCACGAGCUUCACGAUCAACCAAUUUGGGCAACCUGUGAUGUGA